GAGUCCGGCGGAAGUUAAACACUGCAGACAGGCGAGUGUCAAAUAUCAGUGUUAUUGUUUAACGACCGGUCGACAUCACCGUCUGUCACGGUUUUUUCUGUUACACUAAAGAAAUGUCGUCAGUUCAUUGCUUGAAAAACUUCGUCAGCGAGCGACUAACCGCUGCUGCUGAAGAAAUAUUUGGGGUCAUUGAAAAAACUUUAUCAGUUUACGAGAAGGAGAUUGUUCGUCAGCGCAGACUGUUGGAUGUCGUCCUGAAGCCCGAGAUAAAACUACAAAGGACCGAGCUCCCACAGCUACAUGUCCAUAAGGAGGAGGUUCUCGCUGACCGGCAGCUAAGUAACCAGGAGACGGACUCCAGUCUGGACCCAGAGGCUCCACAGAUUAAAGAGGAGCAGGAGGAACUCUGCAGCAGUCAGGACGGGGAGCAGCUUGUACUGGAGCAGGACGCUGAAGCCUUUAAGUUGAGUCCUACUUAUGAUGGAAGUGACCACAGCGAAGAUCAGACUGUACUUUUUGAUAAUAAUCAAACUCACAAUGCGUCAGAGAUGGAACCUCUGUCCAGCAUUUCCUGUGAAAGGCUGCAAUAUGAAUCCAACAGAAAUCACUCUUUAGCCACAGAACCGCACAGUGAGCACAGCCUGCAUGUGAGAACCGGUCAGAAGCAGUAUAUGUGCGCCAUUUGUCGGAAAAGUUUCAAAAUUACAGACUUGAAAUUGCACAUGAAAAUUCACACAGGCGAGAAAACUUUCCGCUGCGAGUACUGCAACAAGGAGUUUGCUUUCAGUUCAUCUCUGUUGCGGCAUCUCCGAGUGCACACAGGGGAGAAACCGUAUGAAUGUCGUUUGUGCAGGAAAAGAUUUAAUGACAGCACGACAUUGAAAGUCCACUACAGAAUCCACACAGGUGAAAAGCCCUAUAAAUGCAAGACGUGUGAAAGAGCUUUCACCACCUCCUCGAACCUGAAGAAGCACAUGGCUAUAUAUAAUAAAGUUGCAGAUGGUAGACAUGGUACUGUAUGAAAAAUUGUACUGAAAGCCACAGUGAAAUGGUGAAGGCUGUUACUUCCCUUUAAUGAAUGUUAUGUUGGGACAUAAUGUGGAAUGGGGUUAUCACCUGAUAUCACUAGCAUCAAUAAAAUUCAGAUGUUGUCAAAUA
Seriola aureovittata is the source of this 1158-nucleotide messenger RNA. RefSeq names its product zinc finger protein 37 homolog. The transcript has 2 exons. The record is from RefSeq and is a predicted model, not a curated record. The coding region runs from base 114 to 1022 and encodes 302 amino acids. Gene Ontology annotation, biological process: regulation of transcription by RNA polymerase II. NCBI's taxonomy places the organism in Eukaryota, Metazoa, Chordata, Actinopteri, Carangiformes, Carangidae. Gene Ontology annotation, molecular function: DNA-binding transcription factor activity, RNA polymerase II-specific; RNA polymerase II cis-regulatory region sequence-specific DNA binding.